UACCAUUAGACUUUCUCACUACAAAACCAACGGAGAAAAAGCUAAUUUUACAAUGAGAUCAGAAAAAAUAUUUUUGUUGUUUGUUCUGUUACCUAUUGUUACAGUAGAGACAGGAGUCUUUGACUUUUUCAGUGAGCUUUUUGGCUAUGACAAUUUACAACCUUUUAAUUCUACAGAGUUUGCGAAAGAUCUAAGGAAGUCUCUAUAUGGGCAGCACAUUGCACUGGAAACGAUACUGAAAGCUGUGACCUGGUUUAUGAAACAUCCAAAUCCACCAAAACCACUAGUGCUUUCUUUACAUGGACCAACAGGAGUGGGAAAAACUUACAUCACGAAAAUCAUUGCAAGAAAUAUUUAUGAAAAGGGGGAAAAUAGCAAACAUGUUCACACAUUUAUAGCCACAUUUCACUUUGUACACAAAAUCGAAUUACCAAAGCAUGAGGCUCAACUUAAAGCAUGGAUUUAUGGAAAUGUUUCAAGUUUUCCACGCUCCAUGUUUAUAUUUGAUGAAAUGGACAAGAUAAACCCACAUCUAAUAGAGACUAUCAAACCUUUUCUGGACUACAUGCCCCAUGUGGAUAGAGUGUCAUUCAACAAAGCAAUCUUCAUUUUUAUCAGUCAAUCAGGUGCGAAUAUGAUUAACGAGGUUGCUCUGGAUUUCUGGAGAAAAGGCAAAGAAAGAGACGAACUACAGAUGCACACAGAGGGAAUGGAGACUAAACUUUAUCAAACAAUCUUUAAUGAUAAGUACAGUGGAUUUUGGCACUCCUGUCUAAUAGAUGAGCACCUGGUGGAUCACUUUGUUCCUUUCCUGCCUCUGGAACUGAAGCAUCUAAAGCAGUGUGUACUGGCUGAAAUGACCUAUAUGAACAUCACUCAUGAUUAUGAUGUGAUGGACAGCGUGCUCAAAGACAUGCCCUUUUUCCCCCCAGAGGAGGAAGCCUUCUCUAUUAAAGGCUGCAAGACAAUCCAUAAUAAGUUGGGGCUAUAUACAUAUUAAUAUAAUUAAUAUAUAAUAUUUUGGCAGCUAUGUAAUUUUUUUAAUAAUUAUGAAAUCGAUUUUUGCUUCCUUUUACAUAUUUAUUUCCUUUAAUAAAAGAGGUUAAGUUAGACUAUGAUUUAUUGUUUUACAUCUGGAAUGUAGAUACUAAUGCUAAAGAAUAUUAUUAAUGUGUGCACGUUAAUAUGCUUGCACUUAUCCUCAAACAUCAUUGGUUACUUCCUGUUUUCCGGAAGUCACUUGCGAUUGGAGCACCUUGAUCAUCAAUGUCAAGGUUGUAGACAGUCCCUUAAAAGAAUAUUUGUGCUCUGAUAAGAUCGGCCAUUGAUUAUGGCAGUAUGGUAUAUACUGUAGCUCUGUAUGUAAAACACAACUUUUAAAAGUAAAGGCAAUACAAUCACAAGCAAUGAAAAUGUGUUGCGGAGCUCUUCCCAUUGCCUUUGGUUGAUUUCCAAUUGCAUAAAGAAAAACAUAACAAUGAAACAAGUGUAUUAGAAAGUUAAUUUGUACAGAAAUAUUUAGAUCUUACUUAUUAUAGUGCAGUACAAUUGUACACUGACGGUUCAAAUGAUCCAGAUUCUGGGAAAUAUUUUAUUUUUAUUUGUUAGUUUAUGUAUAAGCAACCACUUUUAUAUACAUAU
This is a messenger RNA of Triplophysa dalaica, 1641 nucleotides long. RefSeq names its product torsin-1A-like. Gene Ontology annotation, cellular component: endoplasmic reticulum lumen; nuclear envelope. The record is from RefSeq and is a predicted model, not a curated record. NCBI's taxonomy places the organism in Eukaryota, Metazoa, Chordata, Actinopteri, Cypriniformes, Nemacheilidae. The coding region runs from base 53 to 1000 and encodes 315 amino acids. Gene Ontology annotation, molecular function: kinesin binding; ATP binding; ATP hydrolysis activity. Gene Ontology annotation, biological process: nuclear membrane organization; protein localization to nucleus. The transcript has 5 exons.